Molecule: messenger RNA, 4545 nt
Organism: Sorex araneus (European shrew)
Lineage: Eukaryota; Metazoa; Chordata; Mammalia; Eulipotyphla; Soricidae
Gene: USP22
Product: ubiquitin specific peptidase 22
Exons: 13
Coding region: 239-1819 (526 amino acids)
Biological process (GO): protein deubiquitination
Molecular function (GO): cysteine-type deubiquitinase activity; zinc ion binding
Source: RefSeq, a predicted model, not a curated record
CGGCGGCCUCCGCGCCCCGCCCCUGCCGCGGUCGGCGCAGCGGGCGCGCACUCGGCGGGCGGCGCCGGGCGGGCAGCCUCGUUCCUUCGGUGUGUGCGCGCAGCUCCGUCGUCUCCAGCCCGCCGCCGCCGUCGUCGCUUUGUUCCCGGGCUCGCCGCGGAGCAGCCCCCGCGCCACCCUGGCGUCGUCCUCGUCGCCGUCGCCGCCGCCCCCCGCGCGCGGCCGGGCCCUGCCCCCCAUGGUCUCCCGGCCGGAGCCGGAGGGCGAGACCAUGGACGCGGAGCUGGUGGUGACGCCCCCGGGCUGCUCGCACCUGAGCAGCUUCAAGGUGGACAACUGGAAGCAGAACCUGCGCGCCAUCUACCAGUGCUUCGUGUGGAGCGGGACGGCCGAGGCCCGCAAGCGCAAGGCUAAGUCGUGUGUCUGCCAUGUUUGUGGUGGUGUGCACCUCAACAGGCUUCACUCCUGCCUGCACUGUGUCUUCUUUGGCUGCUUCACAAAGAAGCACAUUCAUGAACAUGCCAAGUCAAAGCGGCACAACCUAGCCAUAGAGCUUAUGUAUGGAGGAAUCUACUGCUUUUUGUGUCAGGACUACAUAUAUGACAAAGACAUAGAAAUAAUUGCCAAAGAGGAACAGCGGAAAGCUUGGAAAUUGCAAGGUGUUGGAGAGAAGUUUUCAACCUGGGAACCGACCAAACGGGAACUUGAACUGCUGAAACACAACCCGAAGAGGCGGAAGAUCACUUCUAACUGCACCAUUGGCCUGCGCGGGCUGAUCAACCUGGGGAACACGUGCUUCAUGAACUGCAUCGUGCAGGCUCUCACCCACACACCUCUGCUUCGGGACUUCUUCCUGUCCGACCGGCACCGGUGCGAGAUGCAGAGCCCCAGCUCCUGCCUGGUCUGUGAGAUGUCCUCGCUGUUCCAGGAGUUUUACUCGGGGCACCGCUCCCCCCACAUCCCCUACAAGCUGCUGCACCUCGUGUGGACACACGCCCGGCACCUGGCAGGGUACGAGCAGCAGGACGCUCACGAGUUCCUCAUUGCAGCCCUGGACGUGCUGCACCGGCACUGCAAAGGUGAUGACAACGGGAAGAAGGCCAACAACCCCAACCAUUGCAACUGCAUCAUAGACCAGAUCUUCACUGGCGGGCUGCAGUCCGAUGUCACCUGCCAAGUCUGCCAUGGCGUCUCUACCACAAUAGAUCCCUUCUGGGACAUUAGCCUGGAUCUGCCGGGCUCUUCCACCCCAUUCUGGCCCCUGAGCCCAGGGAGUGAAGGCAGCGUGGUUAAUGGGGAGAGCCACAUCGCGGGAACCACCACGCUCACUGACUGCUUGCGAAGAUUCACCAGACCGGAGCACUUGGGAAGCAGCGCCAAGAUCAAAUGCAGUGGUUGCCAUAGCUACCAGGAGUCCACCAAGCAGCUCACCAUGAAGAAGCUGCCCAUUGUGGCCUGCUUCCAUCUCAAACGUUUUGAGCACUCCGCCAAGCUGAGGCGCAAGAUCACCACCUACGUGUCCUUUCCCCUGGAGCUGGACAUGACCCCCUUCAUGGCAUCCAGCAAGGAGAGCAGGAUGAACGGGCAGUACCAGCAGCCUAUGGAUAGCCUCAAUAAUGAUAACAAAUACUCCUUGUUUGCAGUUGUCAACCACCAGGGGACCCUGGAGAGCGGCCACUACACCAGCUUCAUCCGCCAACACAAAGACCAGUGGUUCAAGUGUGAUGACGCCAUCAUCACCAAGGCCAGCAUCGAGGAUGUGCUGGACAGUGAGGGAUACCUGCUGUUCUACCACAAGCAGUUCCUGGAAUACGAAUAGCCUUACCUGCAGUUGGUCCCCAGAAAUGAAGGCAGUGAGUUGGCAAGCACAUGUUGGCAUCAAUGCAAUCCCUGUCCUCACCACUGUCCUGUGCCCGCCACCCCCGCCAGCAUGCCCCCAGGAGCACCAGGCUCUCAGCAGCCUGGGCCCCUGGGGCCUUCGUGCAGUUGGCUCCCAGGAUCGUGAUGGACAAGCAGAGGGUGAGGGGGGGCUCUCGAGGUGCCCAGAAGAGCACAUUGAAGGGAGGGUGCACCUGGGCUGGGGGAGCAGAGCAGGUCUGCAGUAGCGCAUCUCCUGUGCUCCCUGAGAGGGGUGGGGGGUGUCACACCUUAGCAGCCUGGCCCAGGUGCUUCAGUUCAGCUGCACAGUGGUGCAGUUUCAAAAGGUGCCACUCGUUUCAGAAUUAGGGUACAGGAAAGCAACAGGCUAGGGUGGUAGAGAUGGUGGCAAGGACAGCGAUGUCAAAUCCCCUUUUCUCUGAGAGUGAAGUUCUAGCGCUGUAAAAUCUGGGACUCUUAGCCUCAGUUCUGUCAGCAGAUGCAGAGCGCCCCCCAGAGCCUGUGGGUGGAGCUGCAGACGCUGGGUCUCUGCGCAUGCCUGCCCUGCAGAGGCCUUAGCCCUGGGCGCAUGGGAGGCUCCCGCUCCUGUACGCUCACUUCCUUUUCUUGGCCUCCCCCUUCUCCCACAGUGUGAUGCCAGUGACGUGAAAAAUUAUUGCGUUUAUACGGAAAUUUUAGGUGUUUUUUUCCCUUACUUCUGGGGAGAAUGGAUGUUGAUUUCUAAUUGGUGCUGGGUGCUUGCCUCCCCCUUCCCCUCCCGUUAGUGGCUGAUUCCGCCGGUGGUACAGCUGAGGAAAGUCAGACCACAGCUAGAAGUGUCUGUCCUAUCAAUUCCUUGAGUAAAGGAAGCCAUUUUUAGGUGGUUUCUUUGUUUCCCAUCUUCGUAUUUACUUCCGGCCACCUGUCCCACGAGCUGUUUGUCACGGCCUGGUGCGUCUGGAUUCGGGAGCGGCUCCCGCUGGACGGUGCCAGAACACCUGCCGGGCCUUUAGUGGCGUUGUCAUUCCGGCUUGUGGCUGUGUUCGUUGGCAGAGCUGCUCGGGAAGAUGCAGCAGUGUAGAGCGUUCCUUGUAAGAUACCUUGCAUGCAUCUGUGCGUUCAAACCUAAAUGUCCAUUGUUUGUACAUUUACGAAAAACUGUACCCCAGAAAAACUGUACCCCAGGCGCGCAGGAGGAAAAAGGCGUGUUGGUGUAGUUUGGGAAAUACCCACUUUCAAGCUUGAUUUGUCCUAGUUGCCCCAUCUGCAUCUGAACAGGGUCAGUGUUUGUUUUUCACUAAAGAACCAAAUAUUAAAUAUUUAGUCUUUAAGAAUCACACAGUUUCUGCCCGAGAUGAAUGAAUGUGGCUGUGUUCCAAUAAAACUUUAUUUGUGGACAAAGUUUAGUUGUACCUAAUUUACAUGUUGGUAAAUUUUUAGGACCUCCCUACCUUGCCCCACCCUCCUACUGCUAAAAAUUAUGUGAGUGAUUCUCAGUUGGCAGACCUGUGCGAAAGCAGUGGCAGGCCCAGUUGGGCAGCAAGAGCCGAGCAUUUGAAACUCCUGGUAGCCCUGUGGUAGGAUUCAAGCCCCUGGCCAGUUCAUUAUUUUUCUGUGUUUAAGAAAGAUAAGUUCUUAAUGGCUUUAAGAUAGAAUAUGACCGGAGAGGUUAGCAUGGCACAGAAGUUCAGAUACAGCCCCUCUUGACCUGUGUGACUGCAGAGUUGUUUCGGGGAGAGGAGGAGCCUGCAGACUUCAGAGCCACAAAGUUGGCCACUUGUGGCCGCCUCAAUUCCUGGGGUGUCCCAAGGUGGAGUGGAGGCAAAGCAGAGUCUUUGGGUUUCCUGGCACAUUGCCUCAGACGUGGCCGGCCCCACACCCUCACUUCAGAAGAGACAGCUCUUCUCCCCUGUCCCCACAACUGCCCAUGGGCUCAGCUGCACCCAGACUGGAGUACUAGGUGGAGGCAGCAGAGCUCCUAGGUGUUUUCACUGUGGGCUUCAGCUUAGUGCCAUUCCCUGUACUAGCAUCUUGGCACUACACUGCUCAUUGUUGCUAAGCAGGUCACCUGCCACUGAAGCCCGUGGAGGCGGGCACCUGGGGACUCAGGGAUUUCUUUAGGUCGGGGUCCAGGUUUUAAUAUUCCGACAUUCCUAUUGGCCUCCCUGCCCUGCCACAGAGGUAUCCAUGUUGAGGUCGUCACCACUUAGGGCUGCAGCCCUGGGGAACCAUUAGGUGACAGCCCCUCACACUCUGUUCCCAAGGUGUUGGCUGUCAUCGCUGCACUCUGCGGUGGAGCCCCUCAGAGCUCUGAGCAUGCAGAGAGCUGGGAAGUAAGUAUAGGCCAGGGGCUGGCUGCUGCCAUCCUGGGAGGCCUGUGUCUGGCACCUGGACCCGCACUUCCAAGCCCCUGUGCAUCGUGGGCCUGCGCCGUGCUGCUUGGCUCGGGGUGUUUGCUUUUCCUGUGUGACAUGGUUGUUCUUCUGACAAUUAAAGUGGUCGUUGCAUUGACUGUAACUUUGAAAACAAAAAAUUGUAGGAAAAAAGGAUUCCAAUGAUUGUGCUGGUGAUUUAUUAUUAUUACUCAGAUGUGUAACACCUCUCUUUACCUGUCUUUGGGAACGUUUGCCCCGCUUCCUUAUUGGCUUGUAGUCUUUACUAUCUCCUAAUAAAGCUGUUUUAUUCUGA